Ixodes scapularis (black-legged tick) is the source of this 350-nucleotide messenger RNA. RefSeq names its product 26S proteasome complex subunit SEM1 (gene Sem1). Gene Ontology annotation, cellular component: proteasome complex; proteasome regulatory particle, lid subcomplex. The transcript has 3 exons. The record is from RefSeq and is a predicted model, not a curated record. Gene Ontology annotation, biological process: double-strand break repair via homologous recombination; proteasome assembly; mRNA export from nucleus. Bases 34 to 273 code for a protein of 79 amino acids. NCBI's taxonomy places the organism in Eukaryota, Metazoa, Arthropoda, Arachnida, Ixodida, Ixodidae.
UGAUGCUUUACAUUUUUAACUCAAGCUUUCAAAAUGGCGGACCCGAACGCGAAAGGCAAAGUAGAUUUGGGGCUUUUGGAAGAAGAUGACGAAUUUGAGGAGUUUCCUGCCGAAGAAUGGACGGCGAAGGGAGAAGACGCCCAGGAUAUAAAUGUCUGGGAAGACAACUGGGACGACGAUAACAUCGAAGAUGACUUCAGCCAACAACUCAGAGCAGAACUGGAAAAACAAGGUUACAAGAUUGAUGGCACAGGAGAACCAAUCAAGUCCUGAAACCACAUCCUUCCAAAAUCUUGCCAAUAUCACCGAGAACUACUUGAAUAAAGCGCCGCUAUGUUAUUAUUCCUGAA